AUGGCUAGCCAGGGCCUGCCCCUUCACCUGGCCACCCUGCUGACAGGGCUGCUGGAAUGCCUUGGCUUUGCGGGAGUCAUCUUUGGCUGGGCUUCGCUGGUGUUUGUCUUCAAAACAGAGCAUUACUUUGAGGAACUGUGUGAACCGGAUGCUGGGCUGAUGGGCAACGGCACAGGGCAGGCUGAGUGCAAAGCCCAGGAUGAGAGGUUCUCACUCAUCUUCACCUUGGCGUCCUUCAUGAUCAACUUCAUGACAUUCCCCACCGGCUACAUCUUUGACCGUUUCAAGACCACUGUGGCCCGCCUCAUAGCCAUAUUUUUCUAUACCAGUGCCACACUUACCAUAGCCUUCACCUCUGUAGACACAGCCCUGCUGCUCUUCCUGGCCAUGCCCAUGCUCACCGUCGGGGGAAUCCUGUUUCUCAUCACUAACCUGCAGAUUGGGAACCUGUUUGGCAAACACCGUUUGACCAUCAUUACCCUGUACAAUGGAGCAUUUGACUCUUCCUCAGCAGUCUUCCUCAUCAUUAAGCUUCUUUAUGAACAAGACAUCAGCCUCAGGGCCUCCUUCAUCUUCCUCUCUGUCUGUAGUGUCUGGCAUGUUGGGCGUACUUUCCUCCUGAUGCCCCGGGGGCACAUCCCCUACCCACUGCCCCCCAACUACAGCUAUGGCCUGUGCUUUGGGAAUAGCACCAUAAAGGAAGGGAAGAAAACAGCUGAGCAUGAAAAUGUGGAGCUGCAGUCGAAGGAGUUCCUUUCACCAAAGGAAGAGAUCCCAGGACCAGGCCAGCAGCAGAAACCACGGUCUUUCUGGAGCUGCGCUUUCUCUCGGCGCUUUGCCUGGCACCUGGUGUGGCUGUCUGUGAUACAGCUGUGUCAUUACCUCUUCAUUGGCACCUUCAACUCUCUGCUGAGCAACUUGGCCCGUGGGGACAGGGUGCUAGUAAGCACCUACACAAAUGCCUUUGCCAUCACCCAGUUCUUCGGAGUGCUGUGUGCUCCCUGGAAUGGGCUGCUCAUGGACAAGCUUAAAGAGAAGUACCAGAAGGAAGCACAAAAGACAGGUUCCUCCACGUUGGCGGCGGCCCUCUUCUCAGCAGUGCCUUCGCUGGCCCUGACGUCUCUGCUGUGCCUGGGCUUUGCCCUCUGUGCCUCCAUCCCCGUCCUCCCCCUCCAGUAUGCCACCUUCAUCCUGCAGGUGAUCUGCCGCUCCUUCCUCUACGGGGGUAAUGCUGCCUUCCUGACCCUUGCUUUCCCUCCAGAACACUUUGGAAAGCUCCUUGGGUUAAUGAUGGCCUUGUCGGCCAUUGUGUCCCUGCUCCAGUUCCCCAUCUUCACCCUCAUCAAAGGCCCCCUCCAGAAUGACCCACUCUAUGUGAAUGUGAUGCUAGUGCUUGCUACUCUUCUGACUUUAGUCCAUCCCUUCCUGGUGUACCGGGAGUGCCAGCCUCGGAAAGAAAGCCCCUCUGCAAUCGCAUAG
Cynocephalus volans (Philippine flying lemur) is the source of this 1479-nucleotide messenger RNA. RefSeq names its product solute carrier family 43 member 3 (gene SLC43A3). Gene Ontology annotation, molecular function: transmembrane transporter activity. The record is from RefSeq and is a predicted model, not a curated record. Lineage: Eukaryota; Metazoa; Chordata; Mammalia; Dermoptera; Cynocephalidae. Gene Ontology annotation, biological process: transmembrane transport. Bases 1 to 1479 code for a protein of 492 amino acids. The transcript is spliced from 12 exons.